GGCAGCUUGCAGGCGGCUCCCUUCCCACGCCUGGAUCAUGCCCGCUGUGUCUUCCAGCGCGGCCACAGGCGAAGAUUGGAUAUCUGCAGCUGAGAGCUAAAACUUUUUUGACUUUUCUUCUCCCCAUCAACUGAACCAUGCCAUGUGCUCAGAGGAGCUGGCUGGCAAAACUCUCAAUGGUGGCUCAGAUUCUUAACUUUGGGGCUUUUUGCCACGAGAGACAAGCUCAGCCCAGCCCGGUUCGCUUCUCAGAUCCGAGGCAAGAACAUUUUAUCAAGACCCUGCCAGAAUACUAUGUGGUGAACCCAGUUCAAGUAGAUGCCAGGGGACAUUUUCUUUCCUAUGGUCUGCAUCAUCCUGUCCCCAGCAGCAGGAGAAAGAGAGCUGCCGGGGUCUCCAAGGACCAGGUGUACUACAGAAUUUCACACGAAGAAAAAGACCUGUUUUUUAAUCUGACGGUGAACUGGGAGUUUCUUUCCAAUGGCUAUAUUGUGGAGAGGAGAUACGGGAACCUUUCCCAUGUUAAGAUGGAGGCUUCCUCAGGCCUGCCUUGUUAUCUCAAGGGCAUAGUUCUACAUCAGGGCACCACGAUGGGGACAGCAGCCCUCAGUGCCUGCCACGGACUGGUGAGUACCCGGCCCAUCAUCUUCCUCUUCCACCCCAUGCCUUAG
Messenger RNA from Acomys russatus (golden spiny mouse), 671 nucleotides. Its product is annotated as A disintegrin and metalloproteinase with thrombospondin motifs 12-like. The transcript is spliced from 2 exons. The coding region runs from base 138 to 671 and encodes 177 amino acids. Lineage: Eukaryota; Metazoa; Chordata; Mammalia; Rodentia; Muridae. The record is from RefSeq and is a predicted model, not a curated record.